Molecule: messenger RNA, 1745 nt
Organism: Cricetulus griseus (Chinese hamster)
Lineage: Eukaryota; Metazoa; Chordata; Mammalia; Rodentia; Cricetidae
Source: RefSeq, a predicted model, not a curated record
UGGUCAGCGAGCCUCAGCGUCCUCCACGAGCCCUUCCACCUGUGCCAAGUGCUAUUCAAGAUGAUAUUCCACUUAGUCAUCCUAAGAAAAAGAAAUCCAGAACGAAAAGCACACUAGCUACUGCUUCUUUGGAAGGCUCUGCCGAGCCCAUUGUUAGUAAGUGGUCGGAGAGCAGUGAGCCACCAGCUGCAGAUCUCAAGGAGUAUCCAGAGGCUCCUGUUCAGAGGAGACAGAAGAAGAUAAGGCCACCUCCUGAGUUGGAGACUUCCUUCGCUGAAAAGCCAUCAUCUAGUCCAUCUUUCCUACGCAAUGAAAAUGGUGUCAAUGUGGAGCCACCGGCAGAGGCAGUCAUUCCAAAACCACGAAGGAAGGCCAAGAAAACGCAGCCAGCAGAGCUACAGUAUGCUGAUGAGUUAGGGGUAGAAGAUGAAGACAUAAUUACAGAUGAGCAGCGUACCCUAGAGCAGCACUCCAGGUUCACAGCACCCACGGGAAUUAGCCAGCCUGUCAGCAAAGUAUUUGUGGAAAAAAGCCGGAGAUUUCACGCAGCAGAUCGUUCAGAGUUGAUAAAGACCACAGAAAACAUAGAUGUGUCGAUGGACAUGAAGCCAUCCUGGACCACCCGGGAUGUGGCGCUUUCAGUGCACCGAGCUUUCAGGAUGAUUGGUCUGUUUUCUCACGGCUUCUUGGCUGGCUGUGCUGUGUGGAACAUUGUUGUGAUCUAUGUUCUUGCGGGAGAUGAGCUGUCUGACCUCUCCAACCUUCUGCAGCAGUACAAGCACUUGGCAUACCCUUUCCAGAGCCUCCUCUACCUGCUUUUGGCCCUAAGUACGGUUUCAGCGUUUGACAGGACUGACUUUGCUAAAACCUCAGUAGCUAUCCGGAACUUUUUGGCCCUGGAGCCAACAGCUUUAGCUUCUUUUUUGUACUUUGCUGCUCUAAUACUGUCUCUGAGUCAGCAGAUGACAAGUGAUAGGAUCCACCUUUACGCACCGUCUGUUAAUGGGAGCCUCUGGGCAGCAGAAAUUGAGGAGCGGUUUCUCCAGCCAUGGAUCAUUGUGAAUCUGGUGGUGGCCCUUCUGGUUGGAUUAUCCUGGCUCUUUUUGUCUUACAGGCCAUCCGUGGAUCUUAGUGAAGAGCUAAUGUUCUUCUCUGAUGUUGAGGAGUACCCUGAUAAAGGAAUCCAAGCAUCCUCAUAGUGCCAACUCCUUCACUGCAGUAAAGACCUGCAUUUCCCCACUCUUGUUUUUAAGUAUAUUUUUAUAAGAUGUGUGUAUGUGUAUUUAUAAUUGAGCUUUUGUUAUAUGAUGCUGAAAUGCUUCUGAAGAUUAUGAAAAAUGUUUAAAUUGUAUUUGGUCUUUAUACCCAACAUUAAUUUCUGUAGUAUUGUCACCUUAGUGAUACAGGAGAUAAUGAGCUAAAAAAAGCAGGUGAAAGUGUUUUCUUCCUGUUUUCUCAAAUUUGCUGCAUUCAUAAUAAAAAGCACCAAUUUAGAAAAGCCAUAACUUCAGUGUUACACAAUAUAUAUCACGUUUCAAUAUCAACUUAGAGAAUAGGGUAGAAGGCUAAAUGAUUUCAUUUUAUUUUUUUGAUGUCUCUUUAUUGAACACACUACAGUAUAAAAUUUAUAUUUUCUGAAUCUGGCCAAGUGUUUGUGUAUCAUGUAAUAAUUAUGUUGUAAUUUGAAUUGAAAAAUGUUUCAUGUCAUGGCUAAUAAAACAGACAGGUAUCUUUUUGUUUGAAAA